GCGAGCCACAGGGAAAAGAACACAUCAUUGCUGCUUCAAAGCGCUACGCACAACGCCAAAUGUAGAACGGCAUGGCAUACUUUGAAGGUUGCCACUGCCUGGCCGACAGAAGACAGAGCAGUAUCCUCUACAGCAUUUUGAAAAACGACAACCAGACGGAGCAGCAUGCGCGGAGCCCGGGGGUCGUCCUCCAGCAGCAGGCGUGCUCGUGUGGGUCCAAGAAGAAAGUAGCGCUCCGAUGCCCGCAGACUACGUGCAAAGCUGCGUCGGCGGUCUUGGUUAAGACCCUAAAGUUUGUAAAGAACGUGCCUUGCUUUCGGGAGCUGCCGGCUGAAGACCAGCUCCUGCUCGUGCGGAGCAGCUGGGCUCCGCUGCUCGUGCUGGGGAUGGCACAGGACAGAGUCGACUUUGAGACCACGGAGACGCCCGAGCCCAGCAUGUUACAGAGAAUCUUAACCAGCGGCCAGGAUAGGAGAGAUCAGAGCGACCAGGGGGUGUCUCUAGCAGACAUCCACGGCAUUAAAGCGUUUCUCACCAAGUGUUGGGGACUGGAUAUCAGCACUAAGGAGUACGCGUAUUUGAAAGGAGCCGUGCUUUUCAAUCCAGACCUGGAUGGGCUACAGUGUCAACACUAUAUCUACGGACUGCAGAGCGAGGCGCACCAGGCUCUUAAUGAAUAUGUCAAAAUGAUUCACCGAGAGGGCCCUACAAGGUUCGUCAAACUGUUCAUCGCACUCUCCAUGCUGCGAUCCAUCAACGCCAACGUCGUCGCCGAACUCUUCUUCAGACCCGUCAUCGGAACGGUCAACAUGGAAGAACUUUUGCUCGAGAUGUUUUACGGGAAACAGUGAAAUAAUUAGACGGACUGAAGGUCACCAGAGUCGUAAUGUAAGAGUGGUCGCGAGGAAAG
This is a messenger RNA of Megalops cyprinoides (Indo-Pacific tarpon), 910 nucleotides long. RefSeq names its product nuclear receptor subfamily 0 group B member 1-like. Bases 72 to 851 code for a protein of 259 amino acids. The transcript is spliced from 2 exons. Gene Ontology annotation, cellular component: nucleus; cytoplasm. Gene Ontology annotation, molecular function: transcription factor binding; transcription corepressor activity. NCBI's taxonomy places the organism in Eukaryota, Metazoa, Chordata, Actinopteri, Elopiformes, Megalopidae. The record is from RefSeq and is a predicted model, not a curated record. Gene Ontology annotation, biological process: negative regulation of transcription by RNA polymerase II.